AUGAUGCACACUUCAGCAUCCAUGGUGACCGGGAUUGUCUUUGCCCCUUUGGGACUGGUCCUUGUCUUCACUGCCGCCAUCACCCCUCAGUGGAGAGAGGGACAGGCGCGUCUGGGCAUGGCAGGAGGAAAAGGUCACUGGAUGGGGGUCAGGUCCGGGUCGGUGGAGUCGCUGCUCUUACUGCGCUCUGAUGGACUUUGGGAGAGCUGCCUGCAGGUGGAGCACUCAGAGCUGAAACAGUGCUGGCCCGUGGCAGGUCCAUAUCGGAGAGACCCGAGGGUUCGCCUGGCACAAGGUUUGAUCCUGACCUCGUUGUUCUUGUGUGGCACUGGCAUUGUACUGGCGUGUAUCGGGGUCCGGUGUUGGACAGACAUACCUCUGAGAGGUGUAGCCGCUACAGGUGGACUCCUGGUGGUGAUGGCCGGGCUUCUGAGCCUGACUGCACUCGGGGUGUACACCCACAACCUUGCAAGACUGGGGAUGGAAGAUCCAAGUAAGGGGAUCGGUAACCCCAGGUUCCCCCACCUCAGCCUGCAUCCAGCCGGCUCGCUCUACUUUGGGUGGCUGGGUUCAUGUUUACAGAUGCUGGGAGGCACUGCUCUGCUCUUCAGCUUCAAACGACCAAGAUACCCGACUUGCCCUUCCUGCCCAAAGCUACCCGUCUGCCCUGCAUGUCGUUCAUGUCCCAAGAUCACCAACCAGCCGGACAGCGAUGCCUAUGAAGUCACCUGUUAG
Anoplopoma fimbria (sablefish) is the source of this 735-nucleotide messenger RNA. RefSeq names its product claudin 23-like (gene cldn23l). NCBI's taxonomy places the organism in Eukaryota, Metazoa, Chordata, Actinopteri, Perciformes, Anoplopomatidae. The transcript has a single exon. The coding region runs from base 1 to 735 and encodes 244 amino acids. The record is from RefSeq and is a predicted model, not a curated record. Gene Ontology annotation, cellular component: bicellular tight junction; plasma membrane. Gene Ontology annotation, molecular function: structural molecule activity. Gene Ontology annotation, biological process: bicellular tight junction assembly; cell adhesion.